AUGACCCGCCGACUGAGCAGCUCAACCCGUUCCCACACUGAGGACUCUAUCUUCCUGAGGCCCGAUGAGGACCCUGUCUGGCUGGAUGAGCCCACAAAGACAGAAAAAGUGGCUGAUAGAAACCCGAAAAAAGACUUACUCCCAAAUUGCAAAGGUGGACCUUCAAGAGGCCAAAACACACAGGGGGACGAAGUCUUCUUGCAUAAGGUGUAUGCGCUUGUGGUGGAGAUCCACUGCUGGGCUGCACUAUUUGUUAUCUCUCAAGUCACGGUAAGUGAAUGCUAAGAAGUGACCAGAAAAAAUAUCAUGAAAGGGGGUCACUUGUUUGAAGAUUUUUCCAAAAAUAUCUCCUUUAAACUCAACUAAAGGUUAAAAUUACCUCCUUGCACAAGCUUUGGUUUUAAGAUCAGCAUAAAAUAUAAGCCUGUUUAAAAACCACAACUGUGCCACUGCAAUGCGGUGCAAUCAUAUGGGUGCAAUGCAAACAUCAUUUGCACUUUCCAAUGUAGAACCUGAACUGGACAAAAAAAAAUCAUUUUUAUAAAUGUAUCUUACUGUCACAAUUUCUUCAGUCAACUUUAAUUUAACUAAUGCAAAAUGUCGAAAAUAAAAUUGGAUGCCAUUUUUCUCAUCCAGUUAUGAUUCAUUCAGAAAAGAAGAAGAAAAUCUAAUUUUACAUUAUGCAAAAGAAUGCAGAAUGGAGCAUUGAUUAUAAAAACCAGACCCCAUGGGGUCAAUACCUUUUUUUUUUGCACAUGCAGAGAAGGCUUUUUUCUGUUCACUUCUCACCAUAAGCAGCCUGAUUACUGCUGCAUGAAUGACUAGAGAGUGCAUUGUCACAAUCUUACCCCGCUUCUUCUCUCCCCUCAGGGGUACUGGGUGUUUUUCGUGGUGGAAGGAAAUGGACCGCUCUCCUCCAUCUACAAGGCCCUGCAAGCCAUCGAUUUCUACCUUAGCUUCAUCUUACCCUGUCACCCCAUUUUUGGAAUGGACGUAAGCAUCAGUCCUGUGAUCUGACCUCCAAAGCUGUUGUUUUUUUUUUUUUUUUUGAUAGAGGCUGCUGAGAAAAAUCUUGUGAAUAUCCUGGAUCUGGUGUUAAUGUCCCUAACUGCUCUCUUUCUCUCUCUCUCUUUGCACUGGGCAGUCUAUGGUGUUAAUGAGGGAGGUGUUGGACACCACGCAGCACAACUGGAUCAUCAAUGGGACUGCAGGCGUUGGUGUGGCCAUCUGUGUGAUCAUGGUAAAACACUGGACAGGCUGUUCCAUUCCUGGAAAUCUUAUUGUAUUUCUGUAUGAAUCAGUCCCUCCAGGAUUUUACUGGAUUUUCUAAGAUUGUUGUUGCACCUGAUUUGAACCUCUGAUUUGCCAGACCAUAUUUUAAAGUCGCCAAAUGAUAUAUAUGACGUUUAGAUGGUGAAGACAAAUGUUAUACAGAAACCAACUAUAAACGAAACCAUCAUUUACAUGUUACAUUUGAUUCCAACCAAAUAUAUUGACAUUUAAAGACACAAGGUGAUCCACAUUGUUCUGUUUACCACUCAUCUCUCUUCAGGUCAUCCAUGUGGUGUGGAAAUGGCGUUACGGCUCUGGCUUAUGGUCAACAGAAAAAGUUUUGCAGGAUGUUGGUGAUAGGCGUCAGUCUGUGAGCCGACAGCCCUCCUUCACCCUCUCAGAAUGGACGGAUGCUCAGGAGGAUCUCCUGGACAUGGACCCCAUACCCCAGACACCAGUCUUUGACCUGGGUGUCGACACCAGGACAGAGGGAGACGCUGUGACCCUUACCGUCACACCUGUGGGGCUUCAGGAGAGGUGAGAAUGUGCACUUAACUUUACUUGAUCUUUGUCCCUUGGCUUUUUUUAGUCCUGUUUCAUUUAGCUGGACAAUUCUGUGAAUGUCAGACCAAUAAUGUCCUCUUAUAGAUAUUAAACUAUUGAUUUCAGCUUUUAUUUUCUCCCUUUUAGAUAACUGAACAUCCAUUUGCAUGUGUCCAAUAUUCAGCUGACAGGUUAUUAACCUGAACCUGAUGUUGGUCUCAGUUCACACCUGUUAUUGCAUUUCUCCAGUAUCAUUUAAUAAAUUUCAAAAUAAACCCUCCAAAGUCUUUUGAAGAUACAAAAGGCAUUGUAUUACCUCGCCCACAAUGAUAUUUUUCUCAUUCCCCUCCCCCACUUCUGUCUUAUCAUCGAAUCUUGGCUCUAAAUCAUUGACUCAAACUGCUAAACAAAUGGUGAUCUUGGCUCCAACACUUUGGCUCCCAAGUAUUUUGUGUAAAUCAUUGAAUCUGUAUUUCACAGGAGGGGCUCCAAUGUCUCCCUGACUUUGGACAUGUGCACACCAGGCUGCACUGAGCCCUACGGCUAUGGAGCCCAGCUCUCUCCCCGGGACCAGUCUGCCAAGGAGUACCUCAGACAGGGUACACACAGCCUGACCCCAGCCAUGUUGCACACACGGGCCAUGGACGAUCAGAGCCUCCAGGCCGAGUUUUAUGUGAGUGCUCUUACUGCAUCCACCUACAUGCUUUAGAUUACCAAGGAUAAGCAGCGACUCACCAGGAGAGAAAUACAAUGACACAUACACAUACACACAGAGGCACAAAUGCACACACCCCCAGUGGAGCACUGUACACACCCGUAAGCUUUUCCACUGUGUUAGUGGGCGAUGGCAGGAUGGAUACUGGCAUAUUUGCAUACAAAACUCCACUGUGGAUUCCAGUGUCUGCAAGGCAGAAGGAUAAGGGUUUGAGAUCAAAAUGAGGUGGCCACAGAAUUUGAAUCUCUCACACGUUGAUUGUGACUUUGGUUAUUUUGGUUGACCAAAUUGGAUUUUCUCACAGUUUGUUGGUGCCAUUUCAGCCACAUUUUUAUCCCAGGAACUUACCUGAAAGACUAAGGGACUGAGAAAAUGCUGUCUUUUUGAAUGCCUUAAAAAUGGUCCUGUCUUUCUGUGUGAUGAUGACUUAUUUUGUAUUCAGCAACGUAUAGUUUUUAUGCAGCUGCGCGGCUGUUUCUCCCAUCUGUGUCCAGACCCCACUCGUUUUGCCAUCCUGCUGUCAGCUGGUACUAUGCUAGUUGAGCUUAGCCUAUGCUAGGGCUGAUAAUUAUGAGGUACAGUCAUAUCUGGUGCCCAUGACCAGAGACUCACUGCAUCCUUGUACACUGGUCACUUGUAGUAUUAAAUUGAAGAGUCUUUCCAAUCAAACCAAGUUCGACCCAAUGAGGGAGAAAAGCCGUUGAAAGGCAGUUAUGCUAGUCUGAUCUUGCUCUGUGCACUGUGAAACCGCCUCUCCUUUUUUGGAGGGCCAUGCCAUAGGAAAAUUACCAAGACGUUAUAAAAUAUCUUCUGCCUGAUGUAGUGGUACUGGUCACACAUGAGGGCAGUGCUUCCAUAAAGUUGUAAGAUCUUGGGUAGCUACAUCUCAGCUGACUAAUUUACCUGAGGGAUUUUUAGACUUUGGUUUAGCUCCUGAGACCUGAUGUCCUGGGGAUUUUUGGUGUAAACGUAGCUUUAAAUGGCAGGACCAGGACUUUCCCCAUCCCUGGGAGUACUAAUUGUUGUGGCAUCCAUUGUUCUGUGUUCAUUGGCAGGAAACUCCCAUGAACUUUGUAGACCCCAAGGAGUACAACUAUCCUGGGCUGGUGAGAAAGAACCGCUACAAAACCAUCUUACCCAGUAAGUACAGCUGCAGCAAGAUGUGAAACAGCCAAGAAAGGGAUAAUCCAUUUUUGUUGUUAUGUAAUGGUUCAAAAGCAACUUUUUUACUGUCUCAGUGUAAUAAUUUAAUUUGGUGCUUUCAUUAAAUUUUAGCACAUACAUUUUUCUGAGUGUUGAAACUCACACUGAAGCAUCCAUAGAGGCACAGUCUUCAUAAUAAGCAGAUUUGUAAGAUUUCGUGUAGUAAAUAAAGUUCAUAUUAUUGAAGUCUUUUGCAGUCACUUUAAUAUCAACCCAUCUGUCCCUGCUUCUCAUGGUACACUCUUUCUAUCCACCUCCAGACACACAUAGCAGAGUGAUGUUACAGUCACAGGAUGAAGAGGAUUUCCUCACUACCUACAUUAAUGCUAAUUAUCUUAAAGUGAGUGAAAUUAUGAGCAUGAAUAAGCAAUGAAUUCAGAGCAAUACAACUGCUGUAUCUUUAUAUGCUUUUUCUUCAUAUGUGCGCAUUUGUGCAUAUUUCAGGGUUAUGGGGGUGAAGAGCAAGCUUAUAUUGCCACCCAAGGUCCCACAGUGAACACUGUGGGAGACUUCUGGAGGAUGGUGUGGCAGGAAAGGUGCCCGAUCAUAGUAAUGAUCACCAACCUGGAGGAGAAAAACGAAGUCAGUGUGGAAAAAAUUACUGAAACAUGAUGAUGAUAAAUAAAAACAAAUAAAUAAAACGAUAAAAAAUGAAUGUACAAUUGAUUUAACUUGAUAAGUGAAAAUAUAUAUCUGUGCUGUUAUUUCUUGCAGAAAUGUGCAGAGUACUGGCCUGAAGACUCUGUGACCCAUGAGGGCAUUGAGAUCACUGUCAUCUCAGUGACCCAGGAAGAUGACUACAGUCUGAGGGUUUUUACUUUGAAGGUAAGACACUGAGAAACUAGCAGUGUGUCACACAGGUAAGCUGAACAGUGCAAAACAUCCCUUGAAAUAAGGAAAUGUCAUAUUGAAAAGAUAACAAAACUUGUUGUAUUUGUCAUCUCCUGUUCCGAAAAGAAAGUUGUUUGAUUUAUUAGAAGAACUUCUGUGUAAAAUCUGUAUAUAAAAGGUGCUUAGCUUUUCAAUAGGUAGUGGAAUUGAUGAAUGAAGGCUAGGUUUUCACCAUGACAGCAAAACUUUUUUUUUUUACAUUUGUUCCUUUAACUGUGAAUCAAAAAUGCAGUGUGCCACAAUGCUUUUAAUACAUGAAAAUUUUCAUCUACAUUAGCUGAAGCUCUUUAUAAGGCUGAAAGGAAAUCAUUUAAAAAAAAUUUUGAUCAAUAAGAAGGAAUCAUGAUAUUCACGAUAAAAGCACUGCCAUUAAACACGGAGGUGAUCCUGGGCUCUUAACAGACACAGUGCAAAUUUAUUUUCUUUCUUUCUUUCUUUCUUUUGUAUCAGACCUUCAUGGUGUCUAUCUGCCUAGCAAUGGUUAAUUAAAAGUUCCUGGACCAGCUGUACAUUCAGUUCCAUUUGUGUGUUCAUAAUGGGUGCUUUGUAUGUAAUUGGGGUCUUGGUCGCAUUGACAUUUAGCAAGCCAAACAUGAUAAUUCAGUAAAUACUGCCUCCACCUGAUUACUAAUCGGCAGGGGAUCAUUAUAUAACUGCGCUUUGAGUUAAAAGCUUGUUGUUUAUUCAGCCUCUCUGGUUAAUGUUGUCUAUCUGUUGGAUUAAUGAUCACUGACAGACCCUGUGGGAAAAACAGGCAGCUGAUGGAUCUGAUUUCAUUACACUAAAGGCAACAGAGGAGGAGACUCUUUCUGCAAAUGCUCACUCCUUUUUUUUUUUUUUUUUUUUUUUUUGCUGUUACUCUGUGUUCAUUGUUGUCGUAGCAACUAAUACCAAGGUGACAAUUAUUUGGAUUAACAUUCAGAGCUGCAGUCGUAUCAAAAAUCAGUGUCAGCCUCCAUGGAUGAGUGCGUAACAUGAUCUCAUCAUACUUUCAUGCAUGAACACAUAUCUGUAUGCUCCUGUGUGAAUGUGUGUGUCUGUGGGUAUGUGUGUGUUGCAGUGUGAAGGCGAAGAGCGCAGUCUGCGGCAGUACUGGUACACCUCAUGGCCAGAUCAGAAGACUCCAGACAAAGCCCCACCUCUCCUGGAGCUGGUGCAGGAGGUGGAGAGGGCUCGAGAGGAAGCCCCACCUUCCAGUGGUCCUACAAUUGUCCACUGCAGGUAAUAAAAUCACUCUUGUGUGAUUUAAAAACACAGAUCAAUACAAUAAUACUUUUUGUUUGAUUGUACUCCUGUUAAAUUGAAAUUUUAAAUAUUUGACAAAGCAAUUCAUCCAUCCCUGUUGAGUCUCUGGUGUCUGAUUUCAUUUGUCAGAUUUGGUGUCAGUGAACUUAGUUGCAUCAUUUAUAUAUAUUUUUUUUCUGCAUCUUAGAGCUACCAUUUUAACUUUUUGUCCCCAGUGCUGGAAUUGGUCGAACAGGCUGUUUUAUCGCCACCUCCAUCCUGUGCAAGCAGCUGAGGACUGAGGGCGUGGUGGACAUCCUGAGAACCACCUGCCAGCUCCGUCUGGACAGGUGAGAAACUCUCAGUCCAUGCAGAUCCUGCAUGACUAAUGCAGCCACUUGCAUUGUCAUCAAAAGAAAAGAGUCUUGACAAUUUUAAUUGAUGUGGUUCCAAAUCGUUAAUGAAAGUUAGCCGCUCUGAAGUUAAGAUUUCAGAAUAUCACAAAGAAAGACCCGCAACGCAUCUCAAAUAUGUCUCAUAUUAUGGCAUUGUGGCUGAAUCUUUGUUUUUUUUUAAUUUCAAACUAUGAAAACCUGCUUUGGCCACUCUCUUUUGUUGUAUAGAAAGCUAAUGUAUUUGUAAUUUUUCAUGUCUCUUCAAUCUGUGUUUAACGGAUGUGAUGGGUUGUUUUGUCCCCAGGAUAUGAGUCUAUCCUUGAAAAAACCCCUAAAAAGGGAUUACCAUCAGCCUAUUUUCACCACAAAUGUUAAUUUAAAUGUCAAUAUAGCAGACUUCUAGUUAGUCUGACCAUAUGGAUCUGAGAAACCCUUUGGUGGCUGUAGGAUCUGGGCCCAACAAAGCACAUCUUUUAAGGUUAAAUUUGAUUUGGCGGCUUAAGUAUUAGUGGCUUUAAACAUGGGUGUGGCUUAAUGAGCCAAUACUCCAUGCCCAUCUACCAAACCCAUUUCAAACAUGUAAUUUCUCCACUUGACUCAUGUACCAAAUUUUGUAACUUUACCAAUAUUAUUAGAUCUUCAAAAUACAGCUGUCACAUUUGAACAAAAACAAGGGAGUUUCUUUCAAUGAAAGACCAAAUGUGAAAUGUCCAACAAGAAACAAAAAGGUACUGGAAAAACAAGGCAGCCAUGAGGCAGAGUAGAUGACUAUCUGACACAAAGAGAAGGCAACACAGAGACUUAAUACACAUGAGGUAACAAGCAAUGACAGACAGGUGAGGCAAGGCAUAGGUGCAAACAGUGAGGACUCACAAUCACAAGAGAGGGAAAGCACAGGAAGUAAAACUAGACCAGAAACACAAAGAUAAGGAACUACAGAAUAAAACAGAAAACAGUGAAAACUAACCCUAAGAAUAAAACACUGAAAACACAAGAGAAUCAGGAACAUGACGAUACUGAACCAAAACACAAACUACAUGGCAGUUACAUCCUGUUCCAGUGUGAUAACAAACAUUUACUACUUGAAUACUUUAGGGGGUAAAUUAAGCAUAAUUUCUCCAAAGUUUUUCAUGAGACCAUUAAAAUACGGAAAUUUCAUGCAAGCCUGAUGAGUGUGCAAAAACAUGCAAGUUUUCAGGCCUCAAAAAAGCAAUGCAUUUUCCAGUAGGAAAACUACAAAUCCUCUUACAUGAGCUGAUGCGUCACAACAAUAAAGCAUUUUAUGUACCAACUGCAACCACACCUAUUGAAAUACACAAAUAAUAAUACAACCACUGUAAACAUAGUAAGAAAUACAAGACAUCCCUACACUGCUUGCAAUGAAAAGUGUGCAGUAUGUGUUACUGUUAGUCAGUCACACUUUCAUUUGACAAAUCAUCAGUCCGGGUAUUGCACUGACAGAUAAUGUGAUUAACAUUUUAAUCAUUAUAGGUGGAGUUUGGUUUACUGCAACACAGUUCAAACGAAAGCUUCAAAAACAUGAGGACUUAUUCAAUGCAUGAGACAUCAGUAGGACUACAGUAAACUAAGUCAGUGGGCUUUUGAUGGAUACCAUUUAAAAUGUCAUGCGUUAACAAUCAAUCAGCUCUUUAUGGAUUUAUUUUGCGAUUAUAGAGCUUUGAGCUAAAUGGUAAUGUUAGUUAGCUAAUGCACAAUAAAUUGAGAUAUGCUGGUCUGUUUAGUGGGCAUUACUUUUACCACAGUCAUGUGCAAUUAACAAACAAUAUUUGCCAGCAAAAACAAACUUCUUUUUCUUAUUUUCCUCUUGGUUUUCCAGGGGAGGGAUGAUCCAGACGAGCGAGCAGUACCAGUUUGUGCAUCAUGUCCUCAGCUUGUACGAGAAGCAGCUGUCUCACGCUGCUGAGGAGUAG
This is a messenger RNA of Xyrichtys novacula (pearly razorfish), 8174 nucleotides long. The record is from the annotation of a GenBank genome assembly. Lineage: Eukaryota; Metazoa; Chordata; Actinopteri; Labriformes; Labridae.